UGAGGGGUUUGGGGACCUCUCACCUUGGGAAAAAAACACACUUUUCAUCCCGCACAGCUAUUUCUGGAGUUUUCUCCUCGUGUGUAUUUGUGUGUGUGUGUGUGUGUCUUAAUUCCAUCUCUGCUUAACACUUCGCUCCCUAAUCCGACCGGCCCUCUUAAAAGCUGCUGCAUCACUUCAGGGCUCCAGAGCACAUCUUUACUUCCCAGAGAUCCGUCCCUCUCCGGCUGCCCUCUCUCUCUCUCCCUCGCCCAUUUGCCCUACACGAGAAGAGUCUCUCUGAAAAAGAAACCCACGGCUCGCAGCCAUGAACGGACGGAGGGACCCGACUUCUACGUGCCCAUGUCCAACAGUGCCCUGGAGGUACUCUCUGCUGGCCGCCUACAUGCUCCUCCUCAUCGCCGCCGCCUUCCCCGUCAACUUCCUCACCCUCUACGUCACGGUGAAAAACAAGAAGCUGCGGAACCCGCUGAACUUCAUCCUGCUCAACCUGGCGGCGGCCGACCUCUUCCUGGUGGUCGGGGGCUUCACGGUCACCCUCUACACGGCGCUGCACGGCUACUUCAUCCUGGGGGUCACCGGCUGCAACGUCGAGGGUUUCUUCGCCACCAUGGGAGGAGAGAUCGCUCUGUGGUCUCUGGUGGUUCUGGCCGUGGAGCGCUACGUCGUGGUCUGCAAGCCGAUGAGCAGCUUCCGCUUUGGGGAGAAGCACGCCGUCGCGGGUGUGGCGGUCACGCGGGUCAUGGCCCUGACCUGCGCCGCCCCCCCUCUGCUCGGAUGGUCCCGGUACUCACAUCAGCUCGCCUCCUGCUCCGCGAUGAAAGGCGUGGUGGUGUUGAUGGAAAUCCGCAGGUACGUCCCGGAGGGAAUGCAGUGUUCCUGCGGGAUCGACUACUACACUCCCAAGCCCGAGAUCGGCAACACCUCAUUCGUCAUCUAUAUGUUCGUCCUCCAUUUCUCGAUCCCCCUCUUCAUCAUCUUCUUCUGCUACGGUCGCCUCCUCUGCACUGUGCGAGCGGCGGCAGCCCUGCAGCAGGAGUCUGAAACCACCCAUCGGGCGGAGAGGGAGGUGACGCGCAUGGUGGUCGUCAUGGUGAUCGCCUUCCUGGUGUGCUGGGUGCCCUACGCCAUCUUCGCCAACCAAGGAGCCGAGUUCGGACCCGUGUUCAUGACGGCGCCGGCCUUCUUCGCCAAGAGUUCUGCUCUGUACAACCCGGUCAUCUACAUCCUGCUGAACCGACAGGUUCUCCGAGACGUUCCAGAUGGCGCCGCAUCUCAAAAAAACAUCAUCGUCAUCAUCAGACACGUCAGAAACCCUAAAUACUGUAAUUUAUUACACAAACUCUUUGACAGAUCAUUUGGCAUCAUGAAUACGGUCUCUCCGUUACAUCGAGCUCACGUCGUUUCGUCGAGAAAAAAAACAACGUGAAAUUCCUUCGU
This is a messenger RNA of Pseudoliparis swirei, 1440 nucleotides long. RefSeq names its product rhodopsin-like. The coding region runs from base 308 to 1429 and encodes 373 amino acids. Gene Ontology annotation, biological process: G protein-coupled receptor signaling pathway; visual perception; phototransduction. The transcript has 5 exons. Lineage: Eukaryota; Metazoa; Chordata; Actinopteri; Perciformes; Liparidae. Gene Ontology annotation, molecular function: G protein-coupled receptor activity. The record is from RefSeq and is a predicted model, not a curated record. Gene Ontology annotation, cellular component: membrane; photoreceptor outer segment.